CAUCGAUUUGCCCAUGGAGAUGAAGACCUAUCGUUCUUAUAUCAAAGAAGCCCAAAAGAUUCAGCGUGAAACCGAAGGCGGCGUCCGUCAGAAGCUCCUCAAAGCCCUAGACAAAAUCGAAGAGCGUAUGGCUAGUCCCAAGAAAGGCAUGACGGACCUGGAACAGG
Molecule: messenger RNA, 167 nt
Organism: Amoebophrya sp. A25
Lineage: Eukaryota; Dinophyceae; Syndiniales; Amoebophryaceae
Source: the annotation of a GenBank genome assembly